AUGUGGAGAUUUCGGGCAGGCAGAUUUAGUGGAAUUGUGUCUGCCUUGGCGGCGCUUUGUUUCGCCUGCUGCGCUCAAAGCCCAUCCAGCAAGAACAUCUCUGAGGUGAAAGAGAUCGUGGACAAAUUGCUGAAGGGAUAUGAUGUCCGCCUCAGACCAGACUUUGGAGGUAACCCCGUUACUGUGGGAAUGAGUAUCCAUAUCUCCAGCAUCGAUCAGAUCUCAGAAGUCAACAUGGACUACACCAUCACCAUGUAUUUCCAGCAGAGCUGGCGAGACAAACGCCUGGCCUAUAAUGACAUCGCGUUGAACUUGACCCUGGACAACCGUGUGGCUGACCAGCUGUGGCUCCCUGACACUUACUUCCUCAAUGACAAGAAGUCCUUCUUGCAUGGAGUGACAGUGAAGAACCGUAUGAUCCGACUCCAUCCGGAUGGAACCGUGCUAUAUGGCCUCAGAAUCACCACCACAGCAGCUUGCAUGAUGGAUCUGCGAAGAUACCCUCUGGACCAGCAGAACUGCACAUUAGAAAUUGAAAGUUAUGGCUACACAAUUGAUGACAUCGUGUUCUUCUGGCAAGGGAACGACUCUGCCGUGACUGGGAUCGAGGUGCUGGAGCUGCCGCAGUUCACGAUUAUUGAGCAGAGGCUGGUCACCCGAGAGGUGGUCUUCACCACAGGUUCAUAUUUGCGCUUGUCAUUGAGUUUCCGGAUCAAGAGGAACAUUGGCUACUUCAUCCUUCAGACUUAUAUGCCUUCUAUCCUCAUCACUAUCCUGUCCUGGGUGUCCUUCUGGAUCAACUAUGAUGCCUCUGCUGCCAGAGUGGCUCUGGGAGUGACUACUGUCCUUACCAUGACCACCAUCAACACUCACUUGAGGGAGACCCUCCCAAAGAUCCCGUACGUCAAAGCUAUCGACGUGUAUCUCAUGGGCUGUUUUGUCUUCGUGUUCUUGGCCUUGCUGGAAUAUGCCUUUGUCAACUACAUCUUUUUUGGACGGGGCCCUCGGCAGCAGAAGAAGCAGAACGAACGCAUUAAUAAAGCCAACAAUGAACGCCACCGCUAUGAAGAGAAGAGGGUGAGAGAGCAGGUGGACCCCUAUGGCAACAUCCUUCUGAGCACCUUGGAGAUGAACAACGAAUUGAUGUCUACAGACAUGGUGGCAGGCGUCAGCGACUCCCGGAACUCCGUCAUGUCCUUCGACAGCUCAGGAAUCCAGUUCCGCAAGCCCCUGGCUUCCCGGGAUGGCUUCGGCCAGCACGCCACAUUAGACCGCCAUGCCCCACUGGCCCAUCACACCGCUGCUGCACGUAGCCGUGCCAACUGCCGCCUCCGCCGGCGGUCCUCUAAGCUGAAGCUCAAAAUCCCAGACCUGACUGACGUCAGCACCAUUGACAAGUGGUCCCGGAUCAUUUUCCCUAUCACCUUUGGAUUCUUCAACCUCGUUUACUGGUUGUACUAUGUCAAUUGACACCCGCAGACUCCAGGAGGAAUAGGAAAAGACACUCAGACAAUGACGACACAAGAGUGCUGUGGUCCUUUUUGGUUUGCGUUCUUUUUUGUUUGUUUGUUUUUUGGUUCAUUGGUUCGGUUCUCAAAUUCUCUUCUCUUUUCAGCACAUUGCAAAC
This is a messenger RNA of Tachyglossus aculeatus (Australian echidna), 1627 nucleotides long. It is a transcript of the gene GABRQ, whose product is annotated as gamma-aminobutyric acid type A receptor subunit theta. The transcript has 9 exons. Gene Ontology annotation, cellular component: membrane; neuron projection; GABA-A receptor complex. Bases 1 to 1470 code for a protein of 489 amino acids. Lineage: Eukaryota; Metazoa; Chordata; Mammalia; Monotremata; Tachyglossidae. Gene Ontology annotation, molecular function: GABA-A receptor activity; extracellular ligand-gated monoatomic ion channel activity; neurotransmitter receptor activity. The record is from RefSeq and is a predicted model, not a curated record. Gene Ontology annotation, biological process: chemical synaptic transmission; monoatomic ion transmembrane transport; signal transduction.